This is a messenger RNA of Phlebotomus argentipes, 3113 nucleotides long. RefSeq names its product acetylcholine receptor subunit beta-like 1 (gene nAChRbeta1). The record is from RefSeq and is a predicted model, not a curated record. Gene Ontology annotation, cellular component: postsynaptic membrane; synapse; neuron projection. Lineage: Eukaryota; Metazoa; Arthropoda; Insecta; Diptera; Psychodidae. The transcript is spliced from 5 exons. Gene Ontology annotation, biological process: regulation of membrane potential; chemical synaptic transmission; nervous system process. The coding region runs from base 238 to 1824 and encodes 528 amino acids. Gene Ontology annotation, molecular function: transmembrane signaling receptor activity; acetylcholine-gated monoatomic cation-selective channel activity.
GGAUAGGGACACCCAUCGCAAAACAUUUUCUUCCCUCGAGCACGGAGUUGAAGGAGAAAGAGGAAAAUUGAACGUUUAAGCAAUUUCUCAGUGGUAAAGUGUUGGUUGUACUAGGAUUAAGGUUGUUUUACAGGCAGGCAAUACGAUUUUCAAUGUCUGCGACAAGUCAAGAAUGAUUUUCCUCAGUUUAAUGUGAAAUUUGCGACAAUACUGUGCUGAAUUGUUUCCAAUUUGAUCAUGUUUCACUUGCUCAAAUCACUGCGUCUUCUCUCCUGGACUUCCCUCCUCCUCGUCUCCGUUUCUCUGCUCAAGUUCGCCAAUAGUUCGGAGGAUGAGGAGAGACUGGUGCGUGAUCUCUUCCGUGGCUACAACAAACUCAUCCGCCCUGUGCAGAACAUGACACAGAAGGUGGACGUCCGCUUCGGGCUGGCCUUCGUGCAGCUCAUUAACGUGAACGAGAAGAAUCAAAUCAUGAAAUCGAACGUGUGGCUCCGACUCGUCUGGAGUGACUACCAACUGCAGUGGGACGAGGCGGACUACGGUGGCAUUGGGGUGCUGCGCCUGCCCCCAGACAAGGUCUGGAAGCCAGAUAUCGUGCUCUUCAACAAUGCUGAUGGCAACUACGAAGUCCGCUACAAAUCCAACGUGCUCAUUUACCCAAACGGCGAGGUUCUGUGGGUUCCUCCGGCUAUCUAUCAGAGCUCCUGCACCAUCGACGUCACGUACUUCCCGUUCGACCAGCAGACAUGCAUUAUGAAGUUCGGCUCGUGGACCUUCAACGGUGAUCAAGUCUCGCUGGCGCUAUACAACAACAAGAACUUCGUGGACUUGUCGGAUUACUGGAAGUCAGGCACGUGGGACAUCAUCGAGGUGCCGGCGUACUUGAAUGUCUACCAAGGCAACGGCAAUCAUCCCACUGAGACAGACAUCACAUUCUACAUCAUCAUCCGGCGCAAGACUCUCUUCUACACGGUCAACUUGAUCCUGCCCACGGUGCUCAUCUCCUUCCUGUGCGUCCUCGUGUUCUACCUGCCCGCGGAGGCGGGCGAGAAGGUCACACUUGGUAUCAGUAUUCUCCUCUCACUGGUUGUGUUCCUCCUGCUGGUGUCGAAGAUUCUGCCGCCGACAUCUCUGGUGCUUCCGCUGAUUGCCAAGUACCUCCUCUUCACCUUCAUCAUGAACACCGUGUCCAUUCUCGUCACUGUGAUCAUCAUCAACUGGAACUUCCGUGGCCCGCGCACCCACCGCAUGCCCAUGUACAUCCGCACCGUCUUCCUGCACUAUCUGCCCGCUCUGCUGCUCAUGAAGCGCCCCCGCAAGACUCGCCUGCGCUGGAUGAUGGAGAUGCCCGGCAUGAGUGUUCCGCCGCACCAGCAUCCCUCCUACGGCUCACCCACUGAGAUUCCCAAGCAUCUGAGCGCCAUCGGAGCGGCCAAGCAGGCCAAGAUGGAGGUGAUGGAGCUCUCAGACCUGCACCAUCCCAACUGCAAGAUCAAUCGCAAAAUGAACACGGGACCCGAGCUCGGUACCCUCGGGGAUCCAUGUCGCCGGGAGAGCGAGAGCUCUGACUCCAUCCUCCUGUCGCCGGAGGCCAGCAAAGCCACGGAAGCUGUCGAAUUUAUCGCUGAGCAUCUCAGGAAUGAGGAUUUGUACAUUCAAACGCGAGAAGACUGGAAGUACGUGGCGAUGGUGAUUGAUCGUCUGCAGCUCUACAUCUUCUUCAUAGUCACAACAGUGGGCACCGUGGGCAUCCUCAUGGACGCACCCCACAUAUUUGAGUAUGUAGAUCAAGAUCGCAUCAUUGAAAUCUAUCGUGGCAAGUAAGAUUCUCACGAGAGAGGCAGAAAAAAAGUAAUGGAAAAUACCAAUUACAGUAGAAAUACGAAAAAAACACGUGUUAUGAAGCAGUUAACGAUCAAUGAACAGUUAAAAAAUAUCAUGAUAAAAAUAUAUAGUAAAAAGUGGAUAAGAAGUUUUGUUGGAUAUUUUAUGAGCGACGCUUUUCAUGAGCCUGCAACACUUUCACUUCCCCAAAAGACACACACAUACACACCUUAAUAAAAUGCUCUUCCAAAAAGAAUAGAUUGAGAAAUAAAUAAACAAGCAGAUAAUUAGAUAAAAUUAUUGAAAAAGAAGGAAAGAGGUAAAUAUUAAAUAUUGAACGAAUAUUAAAGUGAAGAUGAACUCCCUUCGUAGAGUUAGUGAUUUUUAUCAAAGGACAUCUUUUCAAAAUAAUCAUUAGUUUUCUUGUUAUCAAUAUAAUGCAAGGUCUGUCCAGGGUCAAAUAGUCUCUGUCGCAGUCGAUUCAGGCCAGAUCGUGUGCAGCAUAAAUUCUUCCAACGAAAAUCCUUGUGAUUUAUUUGCGACGAAAUUUGCCAAAAAAUGUAUUUUCUAAGAGUGGUUCUGCAUUCAAAGACGUUUUUUCUAUAGAAUUCUUCUUAUGACUUUUACCAAAAAGGCAAAAUGUAACUCUUUUGCUCAUUUGAUGUGUGUUCAAGUACCCCCUUUUUAGCGAUGAGGAAAUACUAUGAAAAAAAUAAUGAAUUUUGAACCAAUGAGUAUGUGUUGAACAUGAGACAAGAUUGCACAAUAAUCUCCCUAGCGAAUUGAUUGUUAAGAACAUGAAAACAAGUAAAGAAUAUUAAAUAAUGAAACCCAUACGUAUGUGAAAGGAAGUAUUUAGUGGAUGGUGGUAAAAGAUAUUUAUGAAAUAAUCUGAGAUUUUAUAUACACAAAACACUUUGUUCUUCACUCACAGAUCUUUGAGUUUUUCGAUUUAUCACUUGAGAUUUUAUAUAGUUUUUUUUCUGAAAUUGUUGUAUAAAAAAAACUACUAAAACUCAGAGAAGAAUUUGUUGAGAAUAAUAUUACCAAAAUGGAAAAGGAAACUGAGGUUGAAAAAAGACAUCAAGAGCAUGAUGAGAUUCUCCAAUGAGAAAAUAGUUAAAUGUAACAAGUUAACGUUUAAAGUUUCUUUUUUUGUACUUUUCCACAGAUAUUGAAAGAAAAUCGUAAUUAUGAAUUUAAUGAGAAAAAUGUAACUAAUUUAUUGGCACGAGAAAAAUGUUAGAGAAAUAAAAUACUUGGAAUUGAAAAGAAAAAAAAAAAGAAUU